Molecule: messenger RNA, 3776 nt
Organism: Sorghum bicolor (sorghum)
Lineage: Eukaryota; Viridiplantae; Streptophyta; Magnoliopsida; Poales; Poaceae
Exons: 7
Coding region: 1-3306 (1101 amino acids)
Biological process (GO): peptidyl-threonine phosphorylation; peptidyl-serine phosphorylation
Cellular component (GO): cytoplasm
Molecular function (GO): ATP binding; protein serine/threonine kinase activity; protein tyrosine kinase activity
Source: RefSeq, a predicted model, not a curated record
AUGUCGGAGAACAUUGAUCUGGUGCUUGAGUUCCUGCGGAAGAACCGGUUUGCCAAGGCAGAGGCAGCUCUCCGUGGGGAGCUCACCGGCCGCGCCGAUUCGAACGGCGUGGCCACGCAGAGGCGUGUCACUGAGCUGAAAGAAGACGAGGAGCAGGAGGACCUGGUGGGCUCCAAUGUAGGGCCCAAGGGUGCUGCGACGGCGAGGAGUGCGGACUCAUCCAGGGAGUUCAUAGUGAAGGAGAUUGAUGUUGGAGCCCUGCCGAACGGUUCGGAUGGAAAGAAGGGCUCUGGGAUUGGCCAGCCUCAGGAGAACAACGUGGGGGAUCUGUAUCCUUGGACCUUCAGCAUUGCAAACAGCACUGCUGAACAGCUAGCUGAGCUGCUGGUGUCAGAAGAGGUGCCAAGGCAUAGGCGUGGUGCGAUGCUGGCAGAGAAGAGGGAUCGAGGUGUUGGGACAGAACAGCCUGUCCCAGUGUUGGAGCAAAAAGUCUCUUUUGGAAGAGGGAAGGGAAAAGUCGAUGCUGCUGGGAGGACUGAAAUCAAUGAACAAGGUCAUUCCAGGGAUAAAAAUCUAGUACCAGAAAAAGAGGAGAUGUUGAAUGGUUGCACAGUUAAGACAGUGCUUCCAUUCCCUGCGGAAAACCCAUCAUCUAGUUACAAUAGCACGCACCAUGAAAAUGAGAGGAAAGAAGUAAAGAGGAGCACUAAUGGAGAUGGUGUUGGAAAAGGUGCAAAAGGACAGCUUGAUGAGGGGAACAGGCAAUAUUACUUCGAAAAAUCCCUAGAUACAGAUCAGGUGUCUGACCGAUGCUUCGAUUUACAGCUUGUUGGAGAUAAUCAGCGUGAGGAGCUUCCGAAGUUACCUCCUGUGAGGCUCAAGUCUGAAGAUAAGCUAGUCAACAUGAACUGGGAGGAAAAGAUCAAUCACCAUGGAUCUGGAGCCAAGCAGUCUAGUGUUGAUCAUGCCUUUAUGAUUGGCUCUUAUCUUGAUGUUCCCAUUGGGCAAGAAAUAACAUCUUCAGGUGGAAGACGUACAAUUGGCAGUAGUUGGUUGUCUGUCAGUCAAGGUAUUGCAGAAGAUACCUCUGAUCUGGUAUCUGGUUUUGCAACACUUGGUGAUGAUUCACUUGAAUAUCCAAUUGGUGAAUACUGGGAUUCCGAUGAGUAUGAUGACGACGAUGAUGUUGGCUACACCCGACAGCCAAUUGAGGAUGAAACCUGGUUUUUAGCACAUGAGAUUGAUUAUCCUAGCGACAAUGAGAAGGCAACUGGCCACACAAGAGGGACUGAUCGUCAUGAUCGCCCUACAAAGGAUGAAGAUGAUGACCAGUCAUUUGUUGAGGAAGAUUCCUACAUAUCUGGUGAGCAAUAUUUUCAUGGAAAGAAUAUUGCACAAAUAGGUACAUCUGAGGGUCCAAUGGGCCAUGGGAUUCCUGAUAAUGAUAUGAUAGCUCAGUAUGAUGGCCAACUUUUAGAUCCUGAAGAGCUUAAUUUGAUGCAUUCUGAACCAGCCUGGCAGGGCUUUGUAUCGCAGAACAGUGAACUAGGUAUGUUAGGGAAUGGGAAAUUCCUUAAUGAUUCGGAACGACCUCAUCCUGAUGACCCUUUUGUGGAGGAUGAUCAGCAUGGCUCUGUUAGGUCAAUUGGUGUUGGGAUAAGCAGUGAUGCUGCUGACAUUGGCAGUGAGGUGCGAGAAAGUCUGAUUGGAGGUAGCAGUGAAGGGGAUAUUGAAUACUUCAAUGAAAGCAGCUUGAGCAUUAGUGGAAAAAGACAUUCUCAGCAGGAUACUGAAAAGAAGAGAGUAGGUGCUAAAGGAGUAAAACAUGACCAAAUCAUUUAUGCUGAGAAGGGCAAUCUACCACUAGGAGCGGCUGAUGGUGGAUUUUCUUUUCCUCCACCUUUGCAUUCUGGGAAAAUUCAUGACUCUGAUGCUAAACAACCUUUGUGGUCAAAGAAGGAUGAAAUGUAUUGCAUUAACGAUCCUGAUGACUGUCAAAAUGGCAUGGUAUCAGAUGAUAUGCUUGCCACAUGGAGGAAAAAGAACAGUGAGUCUUCUCUAAGGAGCUCUAGAGAUGAAAUGACAUCCGAUGUUGUUAGAUCAAGAAAUUCAAGUGCAUCAUAUGACGAAACAGAGGACACAACGAAUGUUCGGCAACACAAACUAGAUGACGCACAAGAAGAAGACACUGGAACCAACUUGGAUGAUGAGGAAGCAGCAGCAUUGCAAGAACAAGUCAGGCAGAUAAAGGCACAGGAGGAAGAGUUUGAAACGUUCAAUCUUAAGAUUGUGCAUAGAAAAAACAGAACUGGUUUUGAAGAAGACAAAAAUUUCCAUGUUGUUCUCAAUUCUGUCAUUGCGGGGCGUUAUCAUGUAUCAGAGUAUUUGGGUUCAGCUGCAUUCAGCAAAGCUAUCCAGGCACAUGAUUUGCACACAGGAAUGGAUGUAUGUGUUAAAAUUAUAAAAAAUAACAAAGAUUUUUUCGACCAGAGCCUUGAUGAGAUCAAGCUCCUGAAGUAUGUUAACAAGCAUGAUCCAGCUGACAAGUACCACCUUUUGCGUCUGUAUGAUUACUUCUACUAUCGGGAGCAUUUGCUGAUAGUCUGUGAACUUCUGAAGGCAAACCUGUAUGAGUUUCAGAAAUUUAACAGAGAAUCAGGGGGUGAGGUUUACUUCACAAUGCCAAGACUGCAGUCAAUAGCUAUUCAAUGUCUGGAGGCGCUGCAGUUUCUGCAUGGUCUUGGUUUAAUCCACUGUGAUUUAAAGCCAGAAAACAUAUUGGUAAAGAGCUACAGCAGAUGUGAAAUAAAAGUAAUUGAUCUUGGGAGCAGCUGCUUUGAGACAGAUCAUCUAUGUUCAUAUGUGCAAUCACGAUCUUACCGUGCACCUGAGGUUAUACUGGGCUUGCCUUAUGACAAAAAGAUAGAUAUAUGGUCACUUGGUUGUAUAUUAGCGGAACUUUGCACUGGAAAUGUCCUUUUCCAAAAUGAUUCUCCUGCAACAUUACUUGCUCGUGUGAUGGGUAUCAUUGGCUCCAUAGAACAAGCUAUGCUUGCACAGGGACGGGACACCUACAAAUAUUUCACAAAGAACCACAUGUUGUAUGAAAGAAAUCAGGAAAGUAACAGGCUUGAAUACUUGAUUCCGAAAAAGACAUCCUUGCGGCACCGUUUGCCCAUGGCUGAUCAAGGGUUUAUUGAGUUUGUUGCGUACCUUCUAGAGGUGAACCCAAAGAAGCGCCCAAGUGCCUCAGAAGCAUUGAAACAUCCAUGGCUUUCUUUUCCUUAUGAGCCAAUAUCAUCAUGAGGCAAAUUGCAAUUGGAUCCUAGGUGGCUUAACAUUUGUCUCAACACCUAAGCACCAUGAAAUUUUGAUAGAUCAAGACGGAAGAUUUUCUACCACGACUGAGCCAUGGCAUCAACCGAAGUCCAAAAGGCAAAUCCAGAUUCGGUUCGAUCAUGUCUUGGUGCCACAAUCAGCUGGUCUUAGGCGCCAUGUGCAAUCAAUGCAUGCCCUGCGUUGUGCUUGUAAUAUAACUUUGUUUUUCUUUUUUUCAUUUCUAGCCCCGAUGUAACAGGCCAUUUUGGUUUUUUAGGUACUUGAGACGCAUUUCUAGCAAUAGGGCUGUCAUGUUGUACAUGGUGUGAUCAUUGUUGAACCCCGUGCCAUGCUGUGCACUUGUUACGGUUCUAACCCAAGCUCUGAAUGUCGUUCAUUGCACUGCCAGGUCUUUAGGAACUUGCUUACGAGUUUUACCUGCCUUUUCGGAUUGCCAA